UGGCUUUGUGCGUUACAAUACCGGCGACAACCUCCCCAAUGCCAAACAUGAGUGGGCCGUUUUAGGGGUUUAUUUGUGUUUUUCUCGUCGAAAAUUCGUCCCAGGUCGACAGCCACAGAAGCCGAACAACAUUCAGCAACGUCCGUUCAUCACACAGGUCCCAAGAUGAGCAUGUACAGCGGCAGGAUCGAAAAUCUCCUCAACAACAUCAGCAACGAGAUCGAGGUGGAAGAAACUCUGAAGGAGCUGGAGUCCGUCUUCGCCUCGAUGUCCGACUCACAACUCGCCGACCAUGUCAAAGAGGUCAACUUCGGCGUCGUCUUCGACUCUCUCAACUCUUGCAACAGGGAUCAGAUUCUAUACGCUUGCAAGAUUUUGAAUCUGUGUUUGCCGAAAAUCCCCUCUCUAGAGUUGUGCAAAAAGUACCAAGAGGCUAUCAUCAGAGCGAUCCGCCAUCCGGAAAAAGAAGUCAAGGAAAUGGGACUCAAGGAGAUGGUAAGAAUUGUGAACGGCAACCACCUGUUAAUGGGUCUUACCCAAAAAGAUGAGGAGUCAGUACUCUUUUCGAUUGUGGAGUGUCUUUGUGACAAGGAGAUCUCUGUAGGGCUGAAGGCCGUCGAUUUGCUUGUCCUUCUCGGCCAGUCCGGCUGGGGUAUGAGCCUGAUUUGCAACCCCAGGGUGGUGCAGUGCAUCCAGGCCAAGACGGAGGUCGAUGAGGUCUACAAAGCCCGGUUGACGGAGGUAGUAGUCAAGAUCGGCAAGGAUUCCUCAGACAGGCUGAAACAGAUGGAGGCUCUUGGCCUUCUAAAAGGAUCCAUCGAAACCCUCACCUCCGGCGAUAUCCUCGCCAUAAUGGCCACCCUGGAAGUCAUCACCCCGCUAGCCUCCACUACCCACGGCCUAGAAUUUCUCGUUAAAAACAAAAUCCUCGGACUCCUGACUAAAAAAUUAGUAUCUCUGGAGAAUGACCCUCUGGCGACUGUUUUAUAUCCAGGUUUGGCUAAAUUCUUUGGUCAAAUAGGGCAGAAGUGCCCUUCCGAUUUUAUGGAAUUCUGUCCUGAAGUUUUAAUAUCUUUGCUGAAGAACGUCGAAGAUGACGAUGUGAAUGUAUAUGUAACAUCGUUGGAAUCGGUCGCUCUGAUAGCUUCUUCUGCAAUGGGGAAAAAAGUCCUUGAAAAAUUUGACAAAGAGAUGGAGAGGGUUGUUAUGCGAUGUUACCAAUCGAUGACACUUUUGCAAAAUGAAUAUAGGCUGAGGGCACUAGGAGCAUUCGCAAAUCUCAUUCAUGUAGAAUUCCUGGAAAAUCCUGAUUCUUUGGAAAUAAUUGCCGGAACUGACAUUAUCGACACUGCAAAUAAGAAGUUGGCAGAAAAAUGGUUCAACAAAGUGGGGAAAGCAGCAUUGCAGUCCAUAAUCGACAUGUCUAAACAACCUUUUCCAGAUAUAAAACACGCAGCUUAUAAUGUUUUAAAAGAACUGGCUUCGCAACCAUGGGGCCAGCAAAAAAUAUUUCAACACCCUGGUCUCCUUGACUACUUGUUGGACAGAACAGAUGAAGUAUUGCUCGAGGGCAAAAAAGACAAGUUUGCGAUCAUCGAGACUAUGGUGGAAUCUGGAACACUCGAGAGUGUCAUGUCCGAUAAGGCGGUUGUGAAAAAACUCAAAGACUUUGUCAACCUCGGGCCGGAAUACAGGCCGGCACAGAUGCAAGUCGCCGUCGAGGGGGCAGAGUGAAAAAAUCUACCACUUUUUCUUCUUGUACGCUAUAGAUCCAGGUUGUCAAGGUAGAAGAGUCAAGAAGAAGGGAAGGAAAAAAUUGAUGUUUGUGAUUUUAAGACUGAUUCAAAAUACCAAUUUCUUUUGGCAAUCACUUAAAUGUUUAGAUUAUUACCUUUUUCAUUACAAUGAUUUCUUCAAUGAAGUGUGUUUUGUAAAUAGGUUCACGAACAAAAAUAUAUGUUCAAAGUAAAUUAGACAUUUUGUGUCAUUUAAAUUAAACGUCGGUUUGUUCGUUUGUUGUUUAUGUUUUCUUGUAGUGAGGGUGUUGACACUAAAAUGUUCUCCAAACAUGAUUCAUGUUUCUACCAAUUUUAUCGUAGAUAUCUAAACGGAUCAAUUUGCGACGAAUCUAAGUAUAUUCGAACUUGCAAAUAGAAAUUGAAAAAAGUUAUCACCUGUCUUAAUUUUAUCACUGAGCAAAGAAUCAGUAACUAAAUUUCAAAAAAUUCUCCAGCAGGGUCUUGUUUCAUAAUCGUUUAUAACAAACUUUAAGGGACCAUAAAAUUUAAAAAAAAGUUAUAAGCCUUAUAUUCUUUACAGUGAACGGUUCGUUAUUUCUGAACAUUUCAUCCAAAAGUGAUCAGACAUGUACUUUUAUAGCAGUGCAGUUUUGUAAUGUAAGUAAUUACAUAAUUUAUUCAGGUUUAUGAGGAAGUACAAAAUACAUACUAACCUUCUAAAGUAAUUUAUUUAUUACUUAUUUCUCUACCAGAUUUUUAAAACAAUACAUAUAUGUACAUAUGUAUGAACAAACCUGAAUGGAGUUGACUACAGCAUCAUUGUAGUAUAUAAUCUUUUUUUGGCCUGUAUUAUUUUACUUUAUGGCACUUAUUAAAUUGUUUGAUUAUUU
Molecule: messenger RNA, 2629 nt
Organism: Cimex lectularius (bed bug)
Lineage: Eukaryota; Metazoa; Arthropoda; Insecta; Hemiptera; Cimicidae
Product: 26S proteasome non-ATPase regulatory subunit 5
Exons: 7
Coding region: 166-1734 (522 amino acids)
Biological process (GO): proteasome assembly
Cellular component (GO): cytosol
Source: RefSeq, a predicted model, not a curated record